CUCCUCAUAACAAAGGGAAAGCCCAUCUCCUUCUCCUCCUCUUUCAAACCCAUCUCUUCAGAUUAGAGCUCCAAAUCUGCAAGAAUGGCAAGAGCUGCAGGUGCAUUCAUUUGUGUUUUGAUCCUUGUCAUGGACAUUGUGGCAGGGAUACUCGGCAUCGAAGCUGAAAUCGCACAAAACAAGGCGAAGCAUAUAAGCGUGUGGAUUUUCGAAUGUAGAGAACCAAGCCAUGGUGCAUUCAAGCUAGGAGUGGCUGCAGCAUCAAUUCUGGCUCUAGCGCACGUAAUUGCAAACUUCCUUGGGGGUUGCAUGUGUAUUUGUUCCAAGGACGAGUUUAAGAGAGCUUCAGGUAACAGGCAAUUAGCAGUGAUUUGCCUCUUUGUCUCAUGGAUCGUAGUAGCUGUUGGAUUCUCGCUGCUGAUCAUAGGGGCGUUAGCAAACUCAAAAUCCAAAGGCUCAUGUGGAUUCUCACACCAUCGUUUCCUGUCCAUCGGAGGUAUAUUUUGCUUCAUUCAUGGAUUAUUUUCCGCCGCUUAUUUAGUUUCUGCCAAAGCUACCAAGAGUGAAGAAGAAAAGCUCGCCGGUAGGCACAGCACAGGUAGUGCUCAGAUGGUCUUAAGGGGGCCUCCAUAA
Messenger RNA from Telopea speciosissima, 633 nucleotides. RefSeq lists its product as uncharacterized. The record is from RefSeq and is a predicted model, not a curated record. Lineage: Eukaryota; Viridiplantae; Streptophyta; Magnoliopsida; Proteales; Proteaceae. The transcript is spliced from 3 exons. Bases 85 to 633 code for a protein of 182 amino acids.